Messenger RNA from Suhomyces tanzawaensis NRRL Y-17324, 2961 nucleotides. It is a transcript of the gene AKL1, whose product is annotated as serine/threonine protein kinase. Gene Ontology annotation, molecular function: ATP binding; protein serine/threonine kinase activity. Gene Ontology annotation, biological process: protein autophosphorylation; actin cortical patch assembly; actin filament organization. The record is from RefSeq and is a predicted model, not a curated record. Gene Ontology annotation, cellular component: cytoplasm. The transcript has 2 exons. The coding region runs from base 1 to 2961 and encodes 986 amino acids. Lineage: Eukaryota; Fungi; Ascomycota; Pichiomycetes; Serinales; Debaryomycetaceae.
AUGGGGAACUUUCCGAAACUCCCCCUGGGGACCGAAUUGACGGUAGGCAGUCACAAGGUCACCGUGGUGGAAUACCUCUCGGAAGGAGGAUUCGCCCACAUCUACAAAGUCCACAUUGACCCCCACGAAAACGGGUCCCAGAUAGCAUGCUUGAAACGAGUGAUUGUGCCUGACAAGAAUGGCCUCAAUCAAUUGCGCAAGGAGGUCGACGUGAUGAAGAUCCUCAAGGACGCCCGCAACAUCGUCAAGUACUACGACUCCCAUGCCGAGCGCUUGGACGAUGGCACCUACCAGGUGUUGGUGUUGAUGGAGUUGUGUCCCAACAAGUCGUUGUUGGACUACAUGAACGCCAAGAUCAAGACCAAGUUGACGGAAUCCGAGAUCCUCACCAUCAUGUACGACAUCUCCCUCGGAAUCUACGAGAUGCACCGCCUCCACAUGAUCCACAGGGAUAUCAAGAUCGAAAACGUGCUCAUAGGCAGCACCAACCGCUUCACGUUAUGUGACUUCGGCUCCACCACAUCGCCCAUCCCGCCUCCCAAGGACCAGCACCAGUUCCAGCUCUUGAGCCACGACAUCUUGUACCAGACCACGCCCCAGUACCGGUCUCCCGAGAUGAUCGACUUGUAUCGAGGCUUUCCCAUUGACGAAAAGUCCGACAUCUGGGCCUUGGGGUGCUUCUUGUACAAGCUCUGCUACUACACCACGCCUUUCGAGGCCAAUGGCGACAUCGCCAUCCUCCAUGCGUCCUUCCAGUUCUUGCCGGCUCCAUCAUACUCGGGAGACUUGAAGAACUUGAUCAUCAUCAUGCUCCAGGAAAACCCGCUCUUCAGACCCAACAUUGUGCAAGUCAUCAUGUUAUUGGCCAAGAUGAUGGAAAUUGACUUCAAAGACGUGGGCAUCGAUGAUUUCUACAAGACGGGUGGCUACAACUUCCAAGCAUUGCAUGAGUACCAGAGACAGAAACAGAAGGAGAUGAUAAAACAGCAGCAACUGUUCUACCAACAGCAGCAACUUGCUGCAAGCCAAGCAAGAGUCUCUCCCACCCAGCCUUCAUCUCAUAUUCCUGGCACCAUAGCACCACAAGCCUCGGCACCAAGCGAAGAAAGGCCCAAGGAUACUCAAGCCCAACCCUCCAGAACUGCGUCUGAGUCAAAGAGAAGUAGCAAGGCCUACGAGACUAACGAACCAAGCCAGGAUCUUGAAGUCGGUGCAGAAUCCGAGAAAGACACUGAAGAAUUAGAAGAUGAAGUGAGUUUCGGAGACUUGGAGAAUUUGGACAACGUCGAAGAGAGAUACCCAUCACUUGAGGACAUUUUAGACGAUUCCCACAAGCACAGUCAACCAAUAGCAUCUGCGCCUCCUACUUUGUCUCCUAAACUGGUGAAAAGUGUUCCAUUAAAUUCGGAGCCACCUACUGUGUCACCACAACAGGUGAAAAGUAUUCCCUUGUAUGCACCACCAACUAAGCCUGUUGUUUUGAAUGCCGAUGAAGUUAGAAAGCUCACAAAGGAGCAGCUCAAACAGUACAAUUACCAACACCAAGUCUACAAGUACCAGCUUCAGCAGUACCAGUUUCAUGCACAACAGCAACAUAAUCAAUUUCAGCAACAACAAUUGCCCGUUAAAGAUCAUAGACAAUACGUACAACCUCCACAAGCUCAACAGGUACAACCUCGUAAAAACUUCAACCCUUACCAAGAUGGGACAGAGUACGAAAAGAAGGAAGCUUGGGAGAGGCGUCAAGUGCAUAUGAAUAAGAGUGCAGAGAAGCUAGUUGAUGAUAUAUUUGCAGAAUCGCCUGUAACUGGGGCUAAGAGUAGCCUUAGUGCUAAAUCGGAUGGGUCACAUCAAGAAAUAUCGAGGCAAAACUCUUCUGUGGAGAGAGCCAAUAACAGACUCCAGGCGGAAAUCCAACCACGUGAAAAGAAGUCUUUUGAAGAACCUAGAAGCAGUGAGGUUAACGAAGAACCUAGAAACAAUGAAGGUGCUCCCAUGAAGCCGUUUGAACGUGAGCGUGAAAACAAUGUGCCGGUUCCUGAUGGUUCGUUAGAACUUCCUAGAUUUGAUGGUGAAUCCAAAAAAGAACCAGUUUUUCCAGAUCUAUUGGACUUCGAGAGUGUUUCUAGAGUUGAGUCGCAUCCGGUAGAGAAAGAACCAGAUGUGGGCAUUGUGCCUCAGCAAUUGGAUGUUAAACCUCCCCAUUUGACUGAGAACUCUCAAGUUAAAUAUGCUACUGCAUCGGUCGUGCCAACAUUGAGCACUUCCGUAGGUAGUUCCAAUGCCCUGGGUCUUGGGGGUAAUCCUUUCCCUUUCAAGCAACCCAAGCCUAUCAACAAGGUUCUUGAUGAUUCUGGCAAAGACUGUGUCAAUGUGGAGCAAAGAAGCAGCGCCAAUCCAUGGAGAGAAUUUAGAACUAGUUCAUCGUCUACUUCGAUACCCAUUACUAAAGUUCAAUCACUCCCAGGAUCUUCCUACACUCAAGAACCCAACCAUAAGGAGUCGCCAGAAAUUCUAACCACCAUGACCAAGAACCCACGGGAAGAACUUGUUGAGCCAAAUUUAAUAGAUUUAGAAGUUGGUUUGGAGUCUUCCAAUUCGUCCUCGGCCACCCCUGUGCUUCAACCAAAGACCAAUAACAAGGAAAUCUAUAGUUUGGGAUCUGAUUUAUCCCUUUUAGAUUUGGAUGUCAAGGAGUCUAAACCCCAAACUCCCCAAUUUAAAAAGAGGAUUUCCUCCGCCCUGAAUCCCUCUCAAUUCAGUUUUCAAGAGGAAGUGAUUGAUUUUGCAUCGGAUGAUGAGAAUCCCGAGAAUGGAUCCAGGAUGAACAGGUUAUCGAUUAGAAACUCACUUAAGAAACCCAAAUCCCGGAAGUCUUCAGAUAACAAGAAAAACGAGAGUUCUAACGAGCCAAAAAAGAGGCUCUCAUUCUUUGGUGGAACUAGAAGUGAGCUGACAUGA